Molecule: messenger RNA, 726 nt
Organism: Lolium rigidum
Lineage: Eukaryota; Viridiplantae; Streptophyta; Magnoliopsida; Poales; Poaceae
Product: phosphatidylinositol transfer protein 3-like
Exons: 5
Coding region: 1-726 (241 amino acids)
Source: RefSeq, a predicted model, not a curated record
AUGGCGAAAAGCGUAAAAGCAGCCGGCGAUGCAGGGGAAGGGGAGUGGCUCAAGGUCGCCGAGCUGAAGGCCAUGGCCGGAGCCCAGGACCCACAUGCCAAGGAGGUGGACAACCUGACGCUGAGGAGGUUCCUGCGGGCACGGGGCCAGGACGUGGGCAAGGCGUCGGCGAUGCUCCUCAAGUCCGUCGCGUGGAGACGGGACGCCGUGCCGGGCGGCGGUAUCCCGGCCGAGCGGGUGCAGGCGGAGCUGUCGAACCAGAUGGCCUCCAUGUGUGGCGUCGACCGAGCCGGCCGCCCCGUUCUGCUCGUCUUGCCGGCCAAGCACUUAUCGGCCAACCGCGACAUGGCAGGCUUCAAGCGGUAUAUUAUCUACUUGCUCGACAAUAUUUGUACCAGGAUCCCUCGAGGGCAGGAGAAGUUUCUGUGCAUCGUGGACCUGAAGGGGUGGGGGUACGCCAACUGCGACGUGAGGGCCUACAUCGCGGCCAUAGAGAUUAUGCAGAACUACUACCCAGAGAGGCUGGGCAAGGCGCUCAUGAUCCACAUCCCUUACCUGUUCAUGAAGGCCUGGAAGAUGGUGCAACCCUUCAUCGAUGCCAACACCAGAGAAAAGUUCGUGUUCAUCGACGACAAGAAACUAGGGGAGACUCUGCGGCAAGAGCUGGACGAGAGCCAGGUGCCAGAGGUGUACGGCGGGAAGUUGACACCAAUUCCCCUCAGUUAG